This is a messenger RNA of Anoplophora glabripennis (Asian longhorned beetle), 1661 nucleotides long. Its product is annotated as synaptic vesicle glycoprotein 2B. Bases 32 to 1600 code for a protein of 522 amino acids. The transcript has 7 exons. The record is from RefSeq and is a predicted model, not a curated record. NCBI's taxonomy places the organism in Eukaryota, Metazoa, Arthropoda, Insecta, Coleoptera, Cerambycidae. Gene Ontology annotation, biological process: transmembrane transport. Gene Ontology annotation, cellular component: membrane. Gene Ontology annotation, molecular function: transmembrane transporter activity.
UUAUAGUCUUAAGUACGCCUUGUUAAAAAAAAUGGCACACACAAUGGUGAUGGAGAAAGUUAAAAUUGCAAAACCUUUCGAUGAGGCUCUGUGUUUGGCUGGUUUCGGGAAAUUUAAUAUCUACGUACUUCUAGCAACUGGACUAUGUCUCAUGUGUGUGAUAAUUGAAUCCAUGUGCGCCAUGUUCAUCACACCAGCCGCCCAAUGCGACCUAAACCUAGAUUUAUCACAAAAGGGUCUUAUGUACUCGAUCAGCUUUCUUGGUAUCGUCUCCAGUUCCCAUAUGUGGGGAUAUUUGGCAGAUACGAAAGGAAGGAAAAUUGUCCUUAUAGUGUCACUGGUAUCCAGUGCUGUUGUUGGCUUUAUAUGCAGCUUCGUUUCGUUGCCGUGGUUGUUCAUUCUGUUGAGGUUUAUAAAUGGGUUUUUAAUUGGUGGGUCAUCAGCCAUAAUAUAUGCUUUUGCUGGUGAAUUCCACGACGACAUAUUCCGGCCCAAAGUGGUAUCCUGGAUAGCCACCUUCGUGGCUCUUGGGAACAUGUACCUGCCAGGUUUGGCUUGGGUUGUUUUACCGCAAAAUUGGUCCUUCGAAAUACCUUAUAUAAAUUUACUUUUUAGACCUUGGCGUCUUCUGGCCAUAAUAUAUUCUAUGCCUAGUCUAUUGGCGGCUUUUUUAAUUUUUUUUUUGCCAGAGAGCCCCAAAUACUUGUUGACCCAGGGCAAGCAUAAGGAGGUCAUGGUUAUCUUAACGAAGAUAUUUUGCGUUAACACUGGGAAGAAACCCGGAGACUACGCGGUAUCGUCGAUAAUCUGGAGUGAGGCUGUGACAGGUGUCCAACAUGAAGAGAACGAGAAUAUGUUUAAGUCCAUGUGGAGGCAAACUGUUCCACUGUUUAAAAGAGAAUUUCUUGUCAAAACGUUAUUGGUGUGCUUCCUCCAGUUUUCAAUUUUUUUAACAACGUCUUCGAUAAUAAUGUGGUACCCACAAAUUUUAAACAGUAUGACUGAAUAUGGGAAAAAUGAAUCUGAAAGUAAAGUGACUAUGUGUAAAUCAAUUUUAUUUGAUGAAGAAACGACGGUAGCCGCAGAAACAUCGGGUAAAUCUUUAAUAUCUAAAACAUGCCGUGACACAGUGAAUACCGAAGUAUUUCUAGUCUCUUUGGUGGUUGGAAUAGCUUACGCUUGCUGUUACGUCUUCAUAGGGAGCGUGAUCAACAUCCUUGGAAAAAAGAACCUGCUUGUGGGUUUCCUAGUUGUAACCACUGUAUCUGGAUUGUGCGCGCAACUCUUGAGUGGAUAUUCCUUAAUCCAGAUCGGCCUAGGAAUAUUCUUAAUGGCUGGAACUGGAAUAGGAAUUGUCAAUGCCAUAUCGGUAGACUUAUACCCCACACAGAUACGAGGUAUGGCUUUGGCAGUUUCUCUCAUGUUCGGAAGAUUUGGCGCCAUGACCGGAUCCAAUAUUGGAGGUCCUUUGAUGUCCCAAAUCUGCGACUACACGUUUUAUAUAAUUGCCACGAUCCACAUUCUUAUUAUCAUUGUUGUGGUGCUGCUGCCAUCUGCCCAGAAAAGCCGGACUGAAGUUGAAACAAAAGAAGAAAGAUAACAAACACCUGAAAGUUAUAAAUUAUUUAUUACUUAUAAUUAAUAAACUUCUAAGUUUUAAA